AUGGAGGAAGAGCUUAAAUUGUUAAUUAAAAAGCGAGGGGCUGUGAAGGGGCGAAUCACUCUUUUCAGAAAAUAUUUGGCAGAAAUUGAGGAUAAAGUUUUAAAUUUUGGGGAAAAUGAGCUUUUAGAUGAAACUCUUCUUAUAGAGUUAGAAACUAGAUGUAACAAAAUUGAGGAAAUCUUUGGGGAGUUUGAGGGUUAUCAAACUGAGAUAGAAUUAAAUUCUAAUGAAGAAGAUUUUGAAUUGAGGCUUAGUGAGAGGGAUGCUUUUGAAAAUGAUUAUUUUAAAGCGAUAAACUUGAGUCGCUUUUAUUUCAAACAGGAUGAAACGUGGGUGGAUAACGAUCUGACCGUAGGAAAAUGUUGGCAAAGUUCUGAUAUAUUUGGAGUUCCGAGUAACAUUAGUUCAACUGGGCGUCUUAUUGUUGUACAUGCGGGAUCAAACAAUGGAUUUUUGGAAAAUGCUUCUUUAGUAUUUAAAGCGGGACAAACCUCUGGUGAUUAUCAUGGCCAAAUGAACCAAACUAAUUUUACCAAAUGGCUUACAGAAAAGCUGCUACCUAAUAUACCUGCAAACAGCAUAAUCAUUUUAGAUAAUGCCCCAUAUCACUUGGUGCAAAAAGACAAGACCCCUACGAAAUCUUCGCUUAAGCAGCAUAUGAUUGAUUGGUUAUCUAAAAAAGGAAUAACUCAUGAUCCGUCGGCAAGAAAAUAUGAGCUUUAUGAUUUGAUACAAAUGCAUAGGCCUUCUAAUAACCAAAAAAAUUAUGUCAUUGAUAAUAUAAUAUGGCAACAUGGGCAUACGCCGUUAAGGACACCACCAUAUAUGUGUGAGCUUAACCUAAUUGAACUGGCUUGGGCUCAAGUUAAGCGCCAUAUACGAUGUCGAAAUACCUCUGGAGACCUGAGCCUCACUAAAUUAAGGGAAGUAUUGGAUGAUGCGAUAAAUUCUGUCACCCGUUCGGAUUGGGAAAAAUUUUGCCAACACGUUAUCCACAUCCAGGAGAAAUAUUGGCAGACAGACUAUAUGAUGAAGGAAAUUGAACCAUUAGUAAUAACUUUAGACAAUGCUGAUGAAUCAAGUGAUAGCGACCUAGAAACUGAUAAUGAUACUGAUGGUAGUGACAGUGAAACUGAAUGAUAAAAACAGCAUAUUUUGUAUAUUAGAUAUAUAUAUUUUUAGGGUCAAAUUAAAGUUUAUUUUCACUUAAUUCUGCGUUAAUACAUUUUUUUAAAUAAAAAAAAUUAAAUAUUAUAAUUAGUUAAGUAUCUUUCUUUUUGAUCUAACAUUAUUUUAAAUUUGUCUCUAUUUUUAAAAACUGUAUCCC
Molecule: messenger RNA, 1327 nt
Organism: Anthonomus grandis grandis
Lineage: Eukaryota; Metazoa; Arthropoda; Insecta; Coleoptera; Curculionidae
Exons: 4
Coding region: 1-1140 (379 amino acids)
Molecular function (GO): nucleic acid binding
Source: RefSeq, a predicted model, not a curated record